UCUUACAAUAGAUCGGUUGUACUAGAUACGUUGUACGAGCUUCAAAUUUAAAAUCGCACAAAUACUUUGCAAAUUGAACAUUUCUAAAAACCGGAGUUGGAACACAUAAGAAAAUGGAUUCGAAUUCCGAAGUCGUGACAACGGUUCCUGAAGUUGAGCCAGCACAGUCGGCCAACACUAUGGAAGAGAACAAGGAAAGCCAAGCACCAAAGACAGUUGAGACUGUGACCAUUACGACAAAGGAAAAUGUCGAAAAGGACGAAGAUGAUGCUGAAACAAAAACCACAACGACUACAACGGUUAAACUUGCCAAAAAAGAAAACGGCGAAGAGACAACAACGACUACAACGACCACGACAGUGUCGGUGGAAGCUCCAAGUCCGGACGAUGCAGUUACCGUUACUGCCGAAUCUCAGGAAGUAGAAGUCGAACCAAAAACAGAAACAAAAGUAGAAACUGUUACGGAAACAUCUACGACGAAAGCCCCUGAACCCGAAGAUUCAGAUGCUCAAGUUGAAAAAGAAUCCAACACUGUUGCGGAGGCUAGCGUUGAGCCCAAAGAUGAGGACAAUGUUAGUGUAAAGGAGGACACGCAAGUUGAAAGUGAAGAAAUCGAAGAAGUGGAAGAAACGGAAUCAGAGGCAGAAGAAGACGAUGCUGAAGAUGAAGAAGAAGAAGCUGAAGAAAAGUCGAAUAUUUUAAUCGAUCAACCAUCAAAGGAACCGGUUGAGGUCAAACCGGAGAACCAGGAAUCCGUAUCUGUGACUUUGAAAGCUCCUAGCACAAAGACCACUGAUGCUGAGGCAAAGAUACCUGAUUCAGUUGACCAAGCAGAUGCACCAACGGAUAUCAAGAGUUUGACUAUUAAAAGAGAUUUCAACGAUCAAAUCCAAGAUAUCAUUUCUGAUAUUGAUGUUAAUAUAAAGGCUCAAGAAAAAAUUAGUAAACUGAAGGAGCAGGAGCUGCAGCUUAUUCAAAAGCAGCAAGAAUUGGCGAAUCAAAUUAGGCAACAACAGAUUUUGGCUCAACAGUUAAUUGCUCAAAACGAAUUAAAGCAACAGCAGUUAAAUGCCCAGCAGCAAUCGGUGUCCCAGGCAUACGAAGUCAAAGAAUCCACAAAUGUAUCGAAGGCAGUUGAUUUGCGCAAAAUAUUCACACCAGCCACCGAUGCACCUGAAAUAUUGCCGAAGAACCGAAAGCUAUAUGCCUCAUCGGCAUUUUAUUCCCCGUCACUGCAUCCUACUGUGGAAGAUCAGGUCGAACUGGCCCGCCGAAUAUCGCAUUCGUUGAGCGAUAUAAGUAACCAAAAGUCAAAGGGCCAAUCUAUGUUUGUCAAUCGAAAAAAACGCUCAGUCAAAUGGGUUCACGAAGGUUGUGCUCAAGAGGAUGAUAACGCCUUUGAGACUCACAGUUUGUAUAAAGAAAACUCAGAGGCAAGUAUGACACCGGAACUAACCAAGCUGGAAAAAAUGCCGUUAAAGCUAAUAAUGAAUCCAAGAGGCCAAAUGCGCGACUACAACUCACUCAAAGAAUCGAUCAAUAUUGAAGCCGGCCUCUUAUCGCCCGACAAUUGCGCUGAGCUUAUCACUGCUCUUCAACUGCACAAGGGACGAGGAGCUGAAUUGUUUGCCAAGCGACGCAAAAAGGCCGAAAAUUGGGUAGUCGAUGAGACCAAUGCCGGCACUCACAGUCCAUCUGGUAUUCCAGAUUACCAGCAGUAUCAGCCGAGGCCGAUCUCUUCACCGAACAUUGUGCCCGCCUAUUCAGAUGCUGGCAAGCAUCGGGUGCAAUUGAAUAUUCACCAAGAUCAGCUGAUUGAAAAGUAUUCAAAGCCGGGAUUGCAGGUAGUUAAAUCACCCUGGGAGGCAGCUCUUCAGACUGGCUCUGCAAGCUCUGCUUUUCAGGAGGAAACUAGAUACCGUAGUCAGACGCCCAUUGUGUCGGCGGCAUCCCCAUCCAACUACGAUCGGGAGGACUUCUCCUACUCGGGGUCAAACCGCCCGUUUCUGCCUCCACCAUCGGCACCCGUUCAGCAGGAAGUGCCCUAUAAUAAGCCAUCGGUACCAACUCCGGUAAACCCUCAAAGGGAGCUUGCUUACAAGCCGAGCGUGGCCCAGGGAUGGGGUGGACGUAAUGUUGAGCUGCCAAGAGAAUAUAGCGAAUACUUUGAGCCUGUGUCAUCUGGGGAGGAAGAUAGCAAUGUCGUUAGGGGGGAUAUGCGGAGGAGCUCUGAUUGUGCUCGAAUGGAUCGUUGGUAUAAUCCAUCUCCCGAUUUUACAAUGGACGUGCAGAACCGAUUGCAUCAGCUGGAACAGUUCCAACAAUACUUUCUGGAGCAGCAAAAGCGUGAGCUUGAGAUUCUCAAACUGCGGGACAAUAUGCGUCUUUGGCGCUCACAAGCUCAUAGGAAACCAAAGGGUUUGGAUACCACUAUAAAAGCUACACCGAAAGUCAUAAACCAAGAGAUCCGAGCGGAGGUCGUGGACAAAGAGCAGCAAGUAAACGUAAGGGAAUUGAUAUCGUCGUUUGAGCAACAAUCUCUAAGAGAAUAUGAAGAAUCCCUGCAAUAUGUAAACCGGCAUUCACACCCCCUUCAAGCAGAUAGAAUCGUUGAGAACCACGCGAAUAUGGACGCAGAUGUUGAGGUUGAAGAACUGUUGGCAAAUUCGAAAACAAAUGAAGGUCUAUAUGUACCCAAGGAGAUCUCGUUGGCAAGCUAUGUUCCUCCUCCAAAUCAGUACCAAGCACCGGGUCAAUCGCACUAUCAACCAGCCCAUCCAGGAGUGGGACAUACUAGCAACGAUGGAGUCAGUGGGUGCAGCAGCUACGGAUCACGAUUUGCACCUGCCAACGAAGGCUCCGCCUCAUUCGGUGCUGGGUGCAGCGGUGCGUUCCCAUUAUCCAGGCCAACUUCCGGAUUUAACACAUCGUCUAUGACCCCAGCAGGUGUUCCUAGACAGCAGUUUAACGCACCGUCCAGCUAUCAAAAAAUACCACAAGGAUCGUCACAGUCUGCAGCACCGGUUAACUUCAAUCCAUCGCCGCUUUCAUUUGACAAAUUAUCUAAAUUCGAGCAGCCCGAUCAGUACCAGGGUAACUCUUACGGAUCGCCGUCUCCGCAUCCACAACAACAACGUUAUCUGAAUGCUCGCUACGGGUCCAAUGUGCGCAAUACUUCGCCCUCUCCCUUCGGAUUGGGUGCUUCCUCUCCCGUGGAUCCUGUGUUGUCUUCGCCCAUUUCAACACCCAACUUAGGUCAACAACAGUCCUUGAACAAAUACGCACCUUAUCGGCCAGCACCAGCUCAGAACCAAAGCUUCAACAAUUGCGCUCGCGGCUGGGGCUCGGGUUUGGGUUCCGCCAGGCAGGGUGCUCCUGUUCCAAGAGGCACAAUAGCAUCAGCUGGUAACUUACCGUACUCAGACUUUUAAAUUAUAAUUGGAGUUGAAGUUAAUCGACACAACGGUUUACGACAUGUGUAGAAUACUCGUAUCAUAUAUAUAUUGCGUUUGUUUAUUUGCGUCUUUGAAACAAUAAUGAUAUUAAAAAAAAUUGAAAACAUCAAAA
Molecule: messenger RNA, 3567 nt
Organism: Drosophila willistoni
Lineage: Eukaryota; Metazoa; Arthropoda; Insecta; Diptera; Drosophilidae
Product: neurofilament heavy polypeptide
Exons: 13
Coding region: 114-3431 (1105 amino acids)
Biological process (GO): positive regulation of actin filament bundle assembly
Cellular component (GO): Z disc; nucleus; actin cytoskeleton
Molecular function (GO): actin binding
Source: RefSeq, a predicted model, not a curated record